Messenger RNA from Penicillium brevicompactum, 1854 nucleotides. Its product is annotated as aspartic endopeptidase. The transcript is spliced from 2 exons. NCBI's taxonomy places the organism in Eukaryota, Fungi, Ascomycota, Eurotiomycetes, Eurotiales, Aspergillaceae. The record is from RefSeq and is a predicted model, not a curated record. Gene Ontology annotation, molecular function: aspartic endopeptidase activity, intramembrane cleaving. Gene Ontology annotation, cellular component: membrane; cytoplasmic side of endoplasmic reticulum membrane; lumenal side of endoplasmic reticulum membrane. The coding region runs from base 1 to 1854 and encodes 617 amino acids. Gene Ontology annotation, biological process: membrane protein proteolysis.
AUGGCCGAUGUCAGCCCCGUCGCAGAGCUGCUGGGGCAGGCCUUCUACCACUUUGAUCGCAUAAGGCCACUUCUGCCAACGUAUGGACAUCUGCUUGUUUCCGCUCUUUUUCCCAUCUGGGUUGGCUCCCAUGCAUCCUUGACCCGGCCUUCCUCCGCAGCAAAAGCCACCAAGAAACCUGACAAAGAUGAUGAUGACACGGAUGAUGAAGAAGAAGGGUCAGGCCCUUUGCAGAAGAUGGAGGCUCUUGAGCCUAGAGAUGCCAUCAUGUUUCCACUGACUGCAGGCCUCACCCUGGGUGGUUUAUACAUGCUCCUCAAAUGGCUGGAAGACCCAGCCAUUUUGAACAAGAUCCUCGGUUUCUACUUUUCCCAAAUGGGCCUCUUCUUUGCCUUUGCAUUCCUCAAGGAUUUCCAAUUGAUAAUUCGUCAGACAGACCGCUGUUCCAUUGCAUAUGAGAAGCUUGGGUCCACCAACUCACCUCUCGUUCGGCAUUCACCACUACCUGGAAUUUGGGGUCGUGUUCCGCUGCCCACAACUCUUACCGCAUUCCUCUGGGUAUGCCGAAAUGCUUUAUACAAGCAACUCAGAGUACGGGCAUAUGUGCGUGGCUUGUUCGAUCUCAAAUUUCCUGUUGGCCUCCUGGAAGUCAUCAGUGCAGUAGCAUCUCUUGCUGCUGUUGGCUAUUUUGCAUUUGUUGAGAGGACGUGGUGGCUCACCAACUUCCUCGGAUUCUGCUUCUGCUAUGGCACACUACAAUUCAUGUCUCCCUCCACAUUCUGGACAGGCACCCUCAUUCUGGGCUCGUUGUUCUUCUAUGACAUCUAUUUUGUAUUCUUUACGCCAUUGAUGGUGACUGUGGCGACUCAGAUUGAUGUGCCGAUCAAACUUCUUUUCCCUCGACCACCCUCCCCUCGUGAUAGACCAGGUGUGACACCAAUGGCAAUGCUCGGACUUGGUGACAUCGUUGUCCCUGGAAUCAUGAUUGGUUUGGCACUUCGCUUCGAUUUAUUCCUCUACUACCACUAUAAAGGCACCCAAAAGGCUAAAUCUGAAGGGCCAAAUCAAAUCAGUGCCAAACCCGAAUAUCAGUCGGCAACUGGUGCGUGGGGAGAACGAUUUUGGGCGCCAUCCGUCAAGCCACUCCACCAGGAACUCCAGCCUCCCUACCAUGAUGCCCGGAACUUCCCAAAGGCAUAUUUCAAAGCUAGCGUGGUCGGCUACAUACUUGGCUUGGUCACAACCCUUCUCGCUAUGCAAUACUCAAACCACGCGCAGCCUGCUCUUCUCUACCUGGUUCCAGGUGUUCUGGGUUCGCUUUGGGGCACCGCGCUACUUCGGGGUGAAGUCCCCGUGAUGUGGGAUUACUCUGAUGGCGAGGAGGUGGAAGACGAGGAUAAUGAAGAGGAGAAGGACAAAAAGAAAAAUGAGCCCGCCAAAACAGAUCGAGAGGAGGAAACCACCAUUCGAAAAUUGGAGAAGCUUCUUAAGCAACUGGUUCCGGGCUUGUUUUCCGGUGAAACUCCAGACAAGCUAGACAGCAAAGAGACACCUGAAGCUGAAAAGAAGGACCAAUAUAAGGUCGAAGGUUCCAAAUCCACCUCAGAGUCAUCGAAAGAAGAAAAAGAUGGUUCCCAGAAAAAAGCUGUCACCGAAAGCGAUGCUAGCUUAGACCUGAUCUCAUUUUCUGUGUCGAUCCCCGGAAAACCUAAGAACGGCCCAAAGGUCAAGAUGACUGAGUCCCUAGGAGCCUCCUCCGAGGAAGAUGAGCAGGGGAUCCUUGUGUCCAGAGACCUCAACGGCGAUGAUGAGCCGCCGUUGAAGAGAAGGCGACGGGGUAUGACGAAUAAGUAA